GGUCUUCAGCGGCAGGCGAUAUGAAUACCAUAAAGCAUAAUCAAUCUCAGACGUCUCCACUGCUGAAUUUGUGUGAGCGAUGUCAAACGGGGACAGGGUGGUUUUAGCGCUUGGUGGAGCUGGAACUGUGGGUUCAGGAAUAGUAAAAGCGCUUCUGGAUAGAGGUUUUAAGGUUGCUGUGAUUUCCAGAGACAACAACAAAUUGGAAAAGCUCAAGGGGUUUGUUUCACCAGGCACAAAUAAUAACCUGACCACAAUAGUUGGGAAUGUUGGCUCAGAGGAAGCGGUGGAGGAUGUGAAACAGGCCUUGCUCAGGUCAGUGGGGAAGAUCACAGAUGUGGUGUCUUCUCUGGGCUUCAGCUGGUGGCAGGGAGGUCCACCGCACACUCAGCCCCUCAAAGAACUGCAGUGGGUCAUUGAGACUCUGUUGUACAGCACCUUUGUGUCCUGGAAAGCAUUCUUUCCCCUGGUGAGAGACAAUCCAAACAGCACCUACACCUUUAUCACAGGCGGUGCCGGGGAGAAAUUGUUAAUGCCUGGCACAGGGUUCCUGACUAUAGGGGCAGCUAACGCUCUGGCCUUCUGUCAGGUUCUACGAGAAGAGUACCCGGAGCUGAAAUGUAAACUCAACCAGGUGAAAAUCAAUACGGGUGUGGCUACCCCAGACCGAAUGGCCCCCGGGUACCUGAACCAUUUGGAUUUAGGUGAGGCUGUGGCUAAACUGGUGGAACGUCGGAACAAGUCUCACAUCAUCUAUUCUGUGAGCUGUCCUGCUGAUCUAAAAACGGUUAUCUUGGAGGGCAAUCUGUAAUCACAGACUGAAAGCUACGUCUUCAUAUUUGACCCCGUAUUCACUUUGUCCUGUUGUCAAUAUGCUUGUAUUGUUUUAUUGCAUGUCAACAAAACAUUUCAGUGUAUGCUUUGCAUUAGUAAGUCAUAGGAAAUAAAUAUUCAUGGUGUUUAAAACAUAUCAGCAUAAUAUUCAAUGGAACAAUGCUUUUGAGAGUAGCCAAGUUUAACGAAGCCCCAGCUGAAAGAGCUGGACAUCGACGUUCAAACUUGUGAGAAUGGGAUGUGAAAACAAACUUGUACUGUUCCUUAGAGUGAACGCAAGGAAAUAUUUGGCAGGUUGUCGGCACACUUGGUCUCCUUAGCGUGACUUCUUGUCCUCAUUCACCUAAAAUCUAUCUGACUUCUACUUAUUUGGCUCCAAUUAUUCCCAGCUGUGUGGUCUGUCAUAAAAAGUGUGUGAAGAGGGCAAGAGGUUGAGAAAUGACUGGAAAAAACAAUGAAACUCUGUUAUUCUUGUUUAGUGUAAUAGUAUUUGUGUAUAUGCUUUAACAACAUGAAUGUAAAUUUGCCAUUAAAAAAAUGAGAAUCA
Messenger RNA from Triplophysa rosa, 1381 nucleotides. RefSeq lists its product as uncharacterized. The record is from RefSeq and is a predicted model, not a curated record. The transcript is spliced from 6 exons. Bases 80 to 811 code for a protein of 243 amino acids. Gene Ontology annotation, biological process: fatty acid beta-oxidation. Gene Ontology annotation, molecular function: 2,4-dienoyl-CoA reductase (NADPH) activity. Gene Ontology annotation, cellular component: mitochondrion. Lineage: Eukaryota; Metazoa; Chordata; Actinopteri; Cypriniformes; Nemacheilidae.